AUGUACCCCGCAGCCGUGCGCGCUUCCAAGACGCUCAGCAGGAAACUUCCCGGAGCGCCGGGGAGGGACAACAUGGUGACUUUCAUGAAGGAGGAGCUGAAGAAGAUGAAGAAGCUCCUGAGUCCAGAUUACCCAGAAUGCUCAGAGAGUGAGAGAGAGGAUGAGGAUGAAGAGCAGAGGAGCAGCAGAGAGUCAUUAGUGAGGAUCACACUGGACUUCCUGAGGAGGAUGAAGCAGGAGAAGCUGGCUGAGCGUCUACGGCGAGGACGGGGGUGCCCCACCCGGCCACCGCUCUGCCAACAGAAGCUGAAAUGUGGCCUGAAGAAGAGGUUCCAGCGUGUGUUUGAGGGGAUCGCCAAACCAGGAGAGUCCACCUUCCUGAACCAGAUCUACACAGAGCUCCACAUCACAGAGGGAGGGACUGCAGAGGUCAAUGAGGAACAUGAGGUCAGACAGAUUGAAACAGCAUCCAGGACAGCAGACAGAGCAGAAACAAGCAUCAGACCAGGAGACAUCUUUAAGGCCUCACCUGGCAGAUCUCAGCCAAUCAGAACAGUGCUGACAAAGGGAGUGGCUGGCAUUGGGAAAACAGUCCUGACUCAGAAGUUCACUCUGGACUGGGCUGAAGACAAAGACAACCAGGACGUCCACUUCACGUUUCCAUUCACCUUCAGAGAGCUGAAUGUGCUGAAGGAGAAGAAGUUCAGCUUGGUGGGACUUGUUCAUCACUUCUUCACUGAAACCAAAGAAGCAGGAAUCUGCAGCUUUGAAGACUUCCAGGUGGUCUUCAUCUUGGACGGUCUGGAUGAGUGUCGACUCCCUCUGGACUUCCAGCACACUGAGUUCCUGACUGAAGUUACAGAGUCCACCUCAGUGGAUGUUCUGCUGACAAACCUCAUCAGGGGGAAACUGCUUCCCUCUGCUCGCCUCUGGAUCACCACACGACCUGCAGCAGCCAAUCAGAUCCCUGCUGACUGUGUGGACAUGGUGACAGAGGUCCGAGGGUUCACUGACCCCCAGAAGGAGGAGUACUUCAGGAGGAGGUUCAGAGAGGAGGAGCAGGCCAGCAGGAUCAUCUCCCACAUCAAGACCUCCCGAAGCCUCCACAUCAUGUGCCACAUCCCGGUCUUCUGCUGGAUCACUGCUACAGUUCUGGAGGAGGUGUUGAAGAGCAGAGAGGGAGGAGAGCUGCCCAAGACCCUGACUCAGAUGUACAUCCACCACCUGGUGGUCCAGGCCAAAGUCAAGAUGGUCAAGUUUGAUGGAGGAGCUGCCACAGAUCCACACUGGAGUCCAGAGAGCAGGGAGAUGAUGGAGUCUCUGGGAAAACUGGCUUUUGAGGAGCUGCAGAAAGGAAACCUGAUCUUCUAUGAACCCGACCUGACAGAGUGUGGCAUCGAUCUCAGAGCAGCCUCAGUGUACUCAGGAAUGUUCACACAGAUCUUUAGAGAGGAGAGCGGCCUGUACCAGGACAAGGUGUUCUGCUUCAUCCAUCUGAGCCUUCAGGAGUUUCUGGCUGCUCUUCAUGUCCAUCAGACCUUCAUCAAGUCUGGAAUCAACCUGCUGGAAGAGACAACAACCAUUCAGCAAUCUCCACAACAGCUUCAACUCCACCAUCUCCAUCAGAGAGCAGUGGACGAGGCCUUGAAGAGUCCAAAUGGACACCUGGACUUGUUCCUCCGCUUCCUCCUGGGUCUUUCACUGCCGACCAAUCAGAGUCUCCUUCGAGGUUUGCUGACACAGACAGGAAGUAGCUCACAGACCAAUCAGGAAACAGUCCAGUACAUCAAGGAGAAGCUGAGUGAGAGUCUGUCUGCAGAGAGAAGCAUCAAUCUGUUCCACUGUCUGAAUGAACUGAAUGAUGGUUCUCUGGUGGAGGAGAUCCAACAGUCCCUGAGAUCAGGAAGUCUCUCCAGAGAUGAACUGUCUCCUGCUCAGUGGUCAGCUCUGGUCUUCAUCUUACUGUCAUCAGAGGAAGAUCUGAAGGAGUUUGACCUGAAGAAAUACUCUGCUUCAGAGGAGGCUCUUCUGAAGCUGCUGCCAGUGGUCAAAGCCUCCAACAAAGCUCUGUUGAGCAGCUGUGGUCUGUCAGAGAGAAGCUGUGGAGCUCUGUCCUCAGUUCUCAGCUCUCAGUCCUCCAGUCUGACACAUCUGGACCUGAGUAACAACGACCUGCAAUAUUCAGGAGUGAAACUACUGUCUUCUGGACUGGAGAGUCCUCACUGUAAACUGGAAGCUCUCAGGUUGAGCAGCUGUGGUCUGUCACAGAGAAGCUGUGGAGCUCUGUCCUCAGUCCUCAGCUCUCAGUCCUCCAGUCUGACACAUCUGGACCUGAGUAACAACGACCUGCAGGAUUCAGGAUUGAAGCUACUGUCUUCUGGACUGGAGAGUCCUCACUGUAAACUGGAAGCUCUCAGCCUGUCAGGGUGUCUGGUCUCAGAGGAAGGCUGUGCUUCUCUGGUCUCAGCUGUGAGCUCCAAGUCCUCCCAUCUGAGAGAGCUGGACCUGAGCUACAACCAUCCAGGAGACUCAGGAGUGAAGAAGCUGUUUGCUGCAGUGGAGGAUCCACAGUGCAGUCUGGAGACUCUCAGGGUGGACCAUGGUGGAGAGCAGAGGUUAAAACCUGGUCCGAGGAAGUAUUUCUCUCAACUUGAACUGGACACAAACUCAAUGAACAUAUUCCUCAAACUGUCCAACAACAACAGGAAGGUGACAUGUGUGAAGAAAGAGCAGCCGUAUCCUGAUCAUCCAGACAGAUUUGAUGACUUCUGGACUUAUCAGCUGCUGUGUAGAAAUAUUCUGAGUGGUCGAUGUUACUGGGAGGUGGAGUGGAGCGGAAAGGUUUUUAUAUCAGUGAGUUACAGAGGAGUCACACGGAGAGGAACCAUGAAGGAGUGUGUGUUUGGACGGAAUGAUCAGUCCUGGAGUCUUAGCUGCUCUUAUCAAGGUUACUAUGUCAGGCACAAUGACAGAAUAACAUGCACCUCAUUGUCCUCCUCCUCCUCCUCCUCUGGUAGAGUAGGAGUGUAUGUGGACUGUCCUGCUGGCUCUCUGUCCUUCUUCAGAGUCUCCUCUGACUCUCUGAUCCACCUCUACACCUUCAACACCACAUUCACUCAACCUCUGUCUGCUGGUUUUACCCUCCUGUACUCUGGUUCUUCAGUGAGUCUGUGUCCUCUGUAGGAAGGACGGUCUCUGUCUCUGACAGCAGUCCUGUCAGGACCAAUCAGAGAUCAGAGAACAUCAGUGGAGUUCAGCAGGGCUCACAGACGGAGCCUCCAACACUUUGUAAAUAUGUCGUCAGUUUAAGUUUCAGGACGUUUUCUAACCUCCUCAAGUCUUUGUCAGCAACAACGGAGGCGACGAGGAAAGGACUCUUCUGAUCACAGUUUGAUGUUUAUAUUUUGAUCCGGCCCAGCCGGUCCUGAUUGGACCAGUUUGGUCUUAGUUGGACUUAUUGAAGGAGAGUCUGACUGAGAGUCUGAGUCUGUCAGUCUGCUGAGAGGCUGGAAGUGAAGCUCUUUUUUUUAACACUGAUGGACAAAUGAAGCUUUCUGAAACUCUGGUGCCUGGAUAGAAGCUUUUCAACACUGACCUCUUUAGUGCCACCUGGUGGCUAAAAAUAUGAAGAGCAGCUUGAAUGAACUGCUCCAUGAUGGUUCCCCACAAGUUCAGUUCACAGCUUCUCUUUAUGAUCAUGUGACCGUUUUGUUUGAUAUCAGGAUGGUUGUGGUGAUAUGAACAAGUGAUUCUGACAGUCAAAAAACAUCUUUUGUUGAAUUGAUUAAUAAGCAUGAAUAUGAAUAAACUUUGAUGGAUUGAACAUGU
Messenger RNA from Salarias fasciatus (jewelled blenny), 3828 nucleotides. Its product is annotated as NLR family CARD domain-containing protein 3-like. The coding region runs from base 1 to 3183 and encodes 1060 amino acids. The record is from RefSeq and is a predicted model, not a curated record. The transcript is spliced from 9 exons. Gene Ontology annotation, molecular function: protein binding. NCBI's taxonomy places the organism in Eukaryota, Metazoa, Chordata, Actinopteri, Blenniiformes, Blenniidae.